CAGGCUUCCUGCUGAGCAGGGAGCCCCACAUGGGGCUCAAUCCCAGGAUGCUGGGAUCAUGACCUGAGCCAAAGGCAGACGCUUAACCGACUGAACCAACCAGGCGCCCUGGGAUUUUCUAUGUAGGUAGUUAUGUCCUCUUGCAAAUAGUUACGGUUUUAUUCUUCCUUUCUAAUCCGUAUGCUCUUUAUUUCUUUUUCUGGCCUUCUUGUACUUGUUAGGACUCCCAGUACGGUGUUGAAUAGUAGUGUAAGAACAGACAUACCUGCCUUGUACCCAAUCUUGGAAGGAAGGCAUUCUUUCUGUCACUAUUCAGUAUCUUUCCAGCUGCAAGGAAACAAUCCACAUCAAAUCCUAUGUCAUUGUAGCCACUGCAGCAAAACAUUGAGUUUAACUCUACCUUUUUGGGCAGCCAGGUUUUGUGCGUGAAACUCAAGUUCCACUAUAACUUCAGUCCAUUUGUGGCUAGGCUUUUCAGAGAGCUGGGAGAGAAGUUGAUAUUUUUCCCACCACUUUAAAGUCAGGAAUAACAGCAAAUGGGCCAUUAUCAUAUGCUAUAUUCUGGGUCCCCUGACUUAAAGUGCUCUUAGUCUAAAUUAAAGAUAGACAACAUAGGAGUUAGAGGGAGAGCCGGGUAUUCAGGCCGUGAGGCGACCAGGAGAGAAGGUGGCUCCCAGUGGAAUCUGAGGAGUGGCCGAGGCUUUAAGAUAAUUAUGUUUGAUGGUAGAUACCACAAUAGACCUGGGUGUGAGUAUACAUUUUAUUGUAGGUAGUACAAUGGAACAGCACCAAUUAGCUACUUAUUAAUCCGGAAGACUCACUGGAAUAUUGUGUGGACAACUGGGAGUGGAAAUUACUCACCAUUUAAGCAAAAAGGAUUUCAGGAUGGCUAGCUUUCCCCCAUUCUAAAGGUCCUAAGGACAUUGGAUUAGAGUCUCGGUCAGGGAAACCCAGAUAGCAAAAUCCUACUGAAUUUCUCUCUAAAUAUGAAGGGUAGUAUGCACUCUGAUUCAUAAAAUGUGACUGUGCAGGAAAUAAGUAACACUGUUUAACUGCUAAUUCUCCCCCAUGAGUCACUUGUGACAGUAAUUGUUCACCCACCAUUCACGUGUGACAAUAAUCUUGCUAUAUUUACUAAAUGAUUUGAAGGGGAAAAAAAGACUUUAUAAAAAUCAAUAAAAUAUCAUGGAGAAACAGGGCACCUAAAAGUUCAAGCCUUGGUAGGGGGCACCUGCUAAUGCUCAUGGCCGGGGUUGAAAGGUGGCACAGUAUGUAGUUUGUCUAAAGCAUUUCAAAAUACGACUCAAAUCACACUGCUUCUCUGCUGGGAGUGGUCAUUUACCACCGAUAAUUGAAAUAUUUCUCCUCAUUGGGGUAGUCUUUAUUUUUGUUGAGAGUUUGUGCAGGUUAAAAGUAUAGCAACCCCCUUUCCCAAGCAAAAAAAUCAAGCUCUUCCCAAGUCUUGCCACUGAACAAACAUAUAAGUUUCCAUUAUUCUAAAGACUAAUAAAAUUACCCAGAAUAAGGACUUUUUGUUUCAUGUCCAGAUUUAAUGGAUAUUAUAUGAUGUAAAUGCCCAGAAUAGGCAAGUCUGUACAGUCAGAAAGUAGAUCAGUAGUUGUCUGGGAAUGGAAGAAAGCUUCACAUGGAGGUUGUAUUAAUUUUCUGUUCCUGCUGUAACAAAUUACCACAAACAGUGACUUAACACACAUUUAUUCUAUUUAUUUAUUAUCUUAUAGUUCUAGAAGUCAGAAGUCCAGAAUGGGUUUCACUGGGCUAAAUUCAAAGUGUUGGCUAAUGAGAGACUUUAUUUUCUUGCCUUUUCCAUUUUCUAGAGACCACUUUUCUUGAUUCGUGGCUCUUUUCCUUCAGCUUCAAAGCCAGCAAUGUUGGGACAAGUUUCGCUCAAUCUGUCACCUCUGUGGUUCUCUCUUCCAGUGACCUCUUCCACUUUUAAGGAGUCUUAUGAUUACAUUGGUCCCAUCUAGAUAAUCCAGGAUAAUCUUAUUUUCAAAUUAGCUGAUAAGCAACUUAAUUCCAGCUGCAACCUUAAUGUUUCUUUGUUAUGUAACCUAACAUACAAGUUCCAGACAUCUUUGAGGGAAACAUUAUUCUGCCUAUCAUGGGGAAGAUGGAAAGUGAGUGGUAGUGCUGAUAGUUAGGGGGUUUCUUUUUAGAAAUGAUGAAAUGUUCUAAAAUAGAUUGUGGUCAUGUUGUGCAAUUGUGUGAAUAUACCAAAAACUACUAAGUUGUGUACUUUAGAUGGAUGAAUUGUAUGGGAUGUGAAUUACAUUUUAAUAAAGUGUGUGUGUAUUCAGUAUUUCUAAAACCAAAUUCUGUAAUCUUCCUGCCUGAAACCAGCUCCUCUUCCUGAGUUUCUUAAUUAGCUGAAUCUUAGUUAAUGACACCUUCAUCUAUCAGGUCACCCAAACUUUAUGGCUAGAAUAGAUUGCUCCCUCUCCUCAUAUCUGUUAUUCAGUCUUUUUAAAAAUCUCCACUGUUUUCACUUCCUAAAUAAUUCUAAAAUAGUAUCCUUUCACAAUCCUGGUCUUUCUUAAUGUGACUGGAUCUUUACCCCUAAGGAGGACAGGUUUUUUUUGCCUACCUUUUUGGCAUUGUGAUGACAUCUGUGGGCCACUCUGAAACUGGUUCUAUUAAAGUAGAGUUAAAUGGUUUAAAAAAUAGAUCCGUGAUACAUUAAUAUUAGUGUGUCUUUACCACUGUGGUGAAAUGAAAUGACAAGAUCUAACGGUGAGCCCUAAUAACAACGGUGAUUAUUUAAAAUUAGGGAUGAGAAUAACUUGUAUUUUGAGAUACCUGCAUCAGCUGUGAUGUGAUAUGAAAAUGUGUUUUCUACUGGUGACAAAGUCACAGGUACUGCUGAUAGUACUGUGGUUUGUUGCCAACACAUAAUUGAAGGAAAUGCUAAAUUUCAAUUAGAGAUCAGCCAAAACGGCAGUCAACUUUUUCUGCCAUUCAAGGUCUCCGAGGACCUCAGGUUAAGAAGCCCCGCCCGCCCACCUUGGGGCAAGAAGCCAGGGACCACCGAGCUGCGCGCUCUGACGUCCUAGAGAGGAAGCACGUGAGGCUUGGGCGACGCGCCCCGCGCGGUGACGCGCUUCCGGUCACCCUGCGCGUUGCGCCUCUUCUGAGGCGGGUGGUGGGCUUUGUGGCCGGGUCGUCUCCACUAGAGGCGCACCCUUCGCCUGUGGAGGAGGCCGCUUUCUGCGUCCCUGAAGCGGCGGUGGAUGGAGGCGGAGGCUGCCUGCGGGCCAGUCCCGUUCUCCCUCGGGUGCCUUCGCUUGUCUCAGCCCGCGGCGGCCGCUUUGGGGCAAGGAGGCUGUGGACGGAAAGGAGACGCCCUGUGUGCCCGACACAGCUGCAGAGCCCUGCCGGUUGGGCCAGCCACUACUUACCGGGCAGCUGAACGGCACCGGCUGCUCCAGGUUCCCGGGAUGUGGCUGUGAAGGAGCCGAGAGUGGGCCCCGCCUUCAGGGAGCUUUCAGUUUACUGGGAAAGUCUCGUAGUAGUCAAACCUGAGCGCAAGAGUGCCAGCAGGGGGAGGAGCAGAGAGAGAGGGACAGACACACUCUGCACCGAGAGGGGAACCCAGCGUGGGACUGGAUCCCACAACCUGAGCUGAAAUCAAGUGCCAUAUGCUUAACCAAUUGAGCCACCCAGGCGCCCCAGAGUUUUUUGUUAAAAAUAAAGCCCCUGCCCUUCACUGAGAGGAAGCCCAGGUGAUGGCAGCCAUGCCCCUGAACGCCUGGCACCAGGAUUUGGUGACCUUUAAGGACGUGGCUGUCUACUUCACCCGGACAGAAUGGGCUGGUCUUUAUCCUGCACAGAAGGCCCUGUACAGAAGUGUGAUGCUUGAGAAUUAUGGGAACUUGACAUCCCUGGGAUACCCAGUUCCCAAACCUGCCUUGAUCUCACUUCUGGAGGGAGGGAAUUUGCCUUGGGGCUUGGAGGCACAGGAUAACCCAUCUGCAGAGAGGACCAAAGACAUCUGUAAAGAUACUGAGACCAACGUUGGCAGUGAGUCCACAUCAGCACAGGGAAUUUCUGAAGAAAGAGAUGUGAUAGUGUCACAUUGUUUGCAGAAGAGUGUUGUUCAGGGAGCCAACUUUCUAGAAACCUGUGAACUGGAAAAGCACCGGGAAAUCCCCACAGUGAAAAGUAUUAAAGGAAAGGUUCCAGGAAUCCACUGUGCAAGAAAACCCUUCGGAUGUGAGGAGUGUGGGAAAUGCUUCAGUUAUUUUUCUUACUAUGUUAGACACCAGAGAAUCCACACUGGGGAGAAACCCUUUGAGUGUAAUGAGUGUGGAAAAGCCUUUAAUGGAAAUUCUUCAUUAAUUCGGCACCAGAGAAUCCACACUGGAGAGAAACCCUAUCAAUGUGAAGAGUGUGGGAGAGCCUUUAAUGAUAAUGCAAAUCUGAUCAGGCAUCAGAGAAUCCACAGUGGGGACAGGCCUUAUCUCUGUGGAGAGUGUGGAAAUGGUUUUACCAGUAGUUCUGAGUUUGUUAUACAUCAGAGAAUCCACACUGGGGAGAAACCUUAUGAGUGUAAUGAGUGUGGAAAAGCUUUUGUUGGUAAUUCACCACUACUUCGACAUCAGAAAAUCCACACUGGAGAGAAACCCUAUGAAUGUAGUGAGUGUGGCAAAAGCUUUGGAAGGACUUCCCAUCUUAGCCAACAUCAGCGUAUUCACACAGGGGAAAAGCCUUAUUCUUGUAAAAUAUGUGGGCAGGCCUUCAAUUUUCAUACAAAACUAACUCGGCACCAGAGAGUCCACAGCGAAGAGAAACCCUUUGACUGUGUAGAUUGUGGAAAAGCCUUUAGCGCUCAGGAACAAUUAAAAAGGCAUCUAAGGAUCCAUAUUCAGGAGUCUUCCUAUUUAUGUGAUGCGUGUGGAAAAAUCUUCACUAGCAAAAGAACUCUUCUUCAGCAUCAAAGAAGCCAUACUGCAGAGAAAUGCUAUGAGUGUGUCAAGUAUGAAAAAACCUUUAGGACUUCUUCCAAGCUAGGUCAUCAUGAGCAUAUACACCCUGGAGAGAAACCUGUCAUCCUGGACAUUUGUCAUUUUGGCCUCCCAGAUUUUUUCACCCCCUUUUACUGGUAAUAGUACACUAAAUUUCCCUUUGGAUUUCAUCUUCCACUCAGGAGCAGGAUGUGUGACACAGGCCUGGCUCAGCUGCACAUUCCUUCCCCUAAGCCAUAGCUGUUGGUUCAGAUAUCACUAGUUUACCCAUCAUGGUCCGGUUAUAGCCCCGGGACUUAGCAGGAGUUAAUAGGAAGAAAUACUCUUCUUUUCCCCCUUAGUCUUAAAGCUGAGAGGAACUCUUAGAUCCUUGUGGAGGCUGAGGAGAAAGUUAAGACCGCAAAAGAGAAAUCAGAAUUGAAGAGCAAUCACCCUUGAAGCUUCUGUUUGAAUGACUACAUUAAACCAUAUCUGAAGCCAGAAAUACAGCUGGGUUUUUGAGUUCCAGUAGCCAACACGUUUAACUUUUUUUUUGUUUUUUUGUCCUUUUGCUCAACCAAGUUUAGGGUAGGUUUUCUUUCCUUGCAAGAGAGCUUUAUCACUUUAACAAAAAUCUUUAGGGAAAACAAACCUGAUGGAGAAAUGUUUUUAUGUGUAUGGUGUGUGGGAAAGUCUUUAGAUAUAGUUCAGCAGUCCCUGUGAUUGUAACAAGAGUGGAAAACCCAUUGUAAUGCAGGAGCCUGGGCUACAUCAGGGUACCAGUAUAUAGAAGUUCUAGCUAUUUACGCUCUGUGACACGAGUUUCCGUUGUUACUUCAAAACUGUCUGCAUCAAGGAGUCCAUUCUCAAGAUAAGUCCUAACUGUGAAACCAAAAGCUUUCAUUUUGUUUACUCAGUUUUUACUUGGAAUGGAUGCUAUCCUAGGGAUUAAACUGGUAAAUGCCAGGUUGUUGUAGCAUUUACAGCGUGCCACUUACCAGUUUGUCUAGAAUAGCAUGCCCACCUUGCCCUUUGAUUUGGUCAGCGGGGCAAAGAAAUGCUCUGGUUCUAAGAGGGAGUGCUGAGGUGUCUCAGUAGGAAGACAAAGAGCUGGCCCUUUUCCUUCGGUGAUGAAUGUAGUCUGCACCCUCCUUUUUCUCCUCUGCCCUUUUGCUGCCAACCAUCGUGACAGUCACCCUGCCACAUUCCAGACUUCACCUGCUCCCUGAAGUCUGGCACCUGGUGGCUUCACCACCUCUUCUUUAUUUGCCAGCAGUUGAAGGAGCAGUCGUGUCACAUGUUUGGACUGACCAAUGAGUGAUAGGCUGGGGGAAUCACUUAACUUAAAAAUUGAAGUAUAAUACACACACGAAAAUGCACAACCUGAAAUAUUACCAAGAACAUAGCCUUAUAAUCACUGAGAUCAGGAAAAAGUGCAUACCAGUACCCGAUGUCUCCUUGUGCCUGGUCCUAGUCAUUACUUCUCUCUCACAGUAACCUCUGUUCUGACUUCCACCACCACAAAUGUUUACCUGAAUGGAAUCAUCAGUAUAGAUUCAUUCUCAUUGCCACAUGGUAUUCUGUUACAUGAAUAUACCACAAUUAUUGCCUGCUGUUGGUAGACAUGUGGGUUACUUCAGGGGGAUCAUUUCUUUUUUAAGAUUUUAUUUAUUUGACACACAGCACAAGCAGGGUGAGCAGCAGGCAGAGGCAGAGAGAAGCAGCCUCCACACUGAGCAGGGAGCCCAACUCAGGGCUCAGUCCCAAGACCCUGGGAUCGUGACCUGAGCUGAAGGCAGAUGCUCAACCGACUAAGCCACCCAGGUGCCCCAGGGGGAUCAUUUUGAGGGCAGAUCAUCUGAAAGUCACUCAGAAUAAAACUGGUGAGAGUAACAGGCUCCGGGACUUAGUUUCACGCAUUGCCACAUCAGCCACAGCUGCCCUUCAAUAAAUGAUGUUACAGCAGUUGUAUUCUUCUGAUGCUCACCCUGUGCCAGGCACUUUCCUAAUCACUGCACACACUUAAACAAUUGUAUGAGGUAGUUGUAAUUAACUCCAUGUUACAGUUGAAGCAAAGAUUAAUUAGGGCACAGAAGUAGCAGAGCAGGGGUUCAAACACAGGCAGCCUGGUUUCAGAACCCACCAGUGUCCUGGCCAUCCUCGUAUUGCCCUGUCGAGAUCAGAGGGGAGGUCAGUAACAGAAGAGAGGUUGUUGGAGGAGACAGUCUCCUUAGAGGUGGAGAAUAUCAGCAACAAGUCAAGUUGAGACUGUACCUGACUUCAGAUGGAGGUUGGUGAGGGUGUAGGCAACAGUGAGGGAUAAGCAUAGAUUGAGCUAAAACACAUGUCUCCUACAGACGGUGUCUUAAUAUGGCAUACCCACGAGGCAGAGGACUUGGGUCUUAGGUCCCUUCACCCUCAGAAAGACCAUUUGAAGAUGGGUAUUUUCUAUCAUGUACCUGAACCGGAGAGCUGGCUCCUCUGAGGCAUUUCAGCUUUGAGAUGUGGUGAUAGCCCGAGUGAUGUUUAAUUUUUUCAUCUUUGUGGACUUCUUUAUUGAGUAAUUAGCAUCCAUGGUCCCUGACCCCAGUGCCACUGUCAGGAACCGCUCCAGCUGAGUAACCAUCUUUGAAUUAGUCAUGGUUAAUAUAUUAGUAUAUUGUGGCUCUGUGACAAAUUACCACAAAUUUAACGGCAUAAAACAAAAGACAUUUAUUCUCUCAGUUCUGAAGGCCAGAAGUCAAAUCCGUUUUCUUGGGCUGAAAUCAUGGUGUUGGGAGGGCUGCACUCCCUGGGGCAGCUCUAAGGUAGAAUCCGUGCCUUUUCUCUUCCAACGUUUGGUGGCUGCCAGCAUUCUUAAUCUUGUAGCCACAUCACUCCUCAACCUCUGCUUUUGUCCACAUCACCCCCUCUCUGUGUCUGAUCUCCAUUUGCUUCUCUCAUUACACCAGCAAAAGCUGCCAUUCAAAGCAACAUUUACCAGGUUGCAGAAAUCAGGACCUGGUAUAUUUGGUUGGGUGUUACUCAGAUGCAUAAAUAACAUGGAAGAGGAAUGAAGUUAACAUGAAUUGAGCAAUGCCUGAAUCCCAGGCCAUACUGUAUGCACUUUAAGUGAAACAACAUACAGUAUUUACAACAACUAUGUGCUCUUACCCCAUUUUUCAGAAAAAUGAAUGGAGUUUCAGAAAAAUGAAGUGAUUGCCCAAUGUCUCAUAGCUAGUCGGUGAAGAAGCCAGGACUGUUCCGUAUGAUUCCUACUAGGUCACACUGCCUCGAAAGCUGGCUGCUAAGGUUUUUGCACUUAUUGACCUGACAAGUGUUAAGUUAGUGCACUUGAUAACACAUAACAAACUUACCUGUUGUUUCUUUUUCAUUUCCUACCCACCACCUGUAUUGCAUUUUCACAUGACCAGAAGAAACAAAGAACAUUGGGGUUAGCAGCUUGCUGUUAUCUAAUGUGGUUUGUAAUAAUGUGGUUAACUACCUUCAGGAACCAGAAUUACUUGGUUUGGCUGUUGAUGUAAGUCUCUGCUUUUUUAUCAUCAUCAUCAUCAAUGUGAUAUCUUGUUUUUUAAUUGGAAUAUUUAAUCACUUGUAUUUGAUAAACUUAUUAAUAUUAGGUUUAAGUCUAUCAUCUUGCUAUUUGUUUUCUGUUUGUCCCAUAGUGUUCCCCCAUCCCAACCCCAUUUCCUUCCCUUUUUUGGGUCAAUUAAAUUUUUGUGAUUUCAUUUUGUCUCCUUUUCUGGCUAUUCAGCUACAACAGUUUUUGUUUUAGGAUUUAGACUAUGUAUCUUAAACUUAGCACACUCUACUUUUAAGUAAUAUUAUACCACUUCAUGUAAGGCAUAAAAACCUUUUAAGAAUGUAUUUCAAUUUCUCCUCUCCUAACCUUUUAAGGUUGCUUAACAGUUGUCCCACAGCUCAUGAAUGAUUUAUUCAUUUAUUAUUUAGUUAGACUUUUAAUUUUGAGAUGAUUGUAGAUUGACAUGCAGUUGUAAGAAAUAAUAUGGAGAGUUUCCAUCUAUCCUUUACGCAGGUCCUCCAAAGGUAACAUCUUGCAAAACUAAAGUACAAUACAACAAUCAAGUCAACAUACCACACACUUCCAUAUUCACAGGGAUCCCUCAGGUUGCCCUUCUAGAGCCACAGACAACCCUCUCCUUCACUCCUGGAAGCCACUAACCUGUUCUCUAUUUCCUUUUAAAAAAUCAUUUUAAGAAUAUUAUGUAAAUAGUACCAGACAGUAUAUAACAUUUUGGGAUUGGCCUUUUCACUCAGUGUAAUUCUCUGGAGAUUGUUUGAGAUUGUAUCAAUAAUCUGUUCCUUUUGAUUUCUGAGUUUAAUUCCGUAGUAUAGAUAACCCACAGUUUGUUCAACUGCUCACCUAUUGAAGGAUAUUGGAGUCAUUUCUAGUUUUGGGCUGUUAUGAAUAGAGCUGCUGUAGGCAUUUGUGUACAGGUUUUUGUAUGAAAGUUUUUGUUUGUCCUGAGUAAAUGCCCAGAAGUGCUGGGUCAUGUGAUAAUUGCAUGUUUGGUUUCCUAAGAAACGGACAGACUGUUUUCCGAUGUGACUGUACCAUUUAUUUUACAUUUCCACCAGUAACAUGUGAUCCAGCUGCUCUGCAUCCUCGACAGCAGUUGGUGUUGUCACUAUUGUUUUGUUCGUCAUUCUGAUAGAUAUUUAGGUUAAUGGUAUUGUGGUUUAAUUGCAUUUUCCUAAUGGCUAAUGAUGUUGAACAUCUUUUGUCAUCUAUCUUCUUCAGUGAAGUGUUUCUUCAUGUAUUUUGCCCAUUUUCUAAUUGAAUUUUUUUUUUUUUACUGUUGGGUUUUGAGUGUUCUUUAUAUGUUCCAAAAAUACAGCAAGAAGUAUGUGCUAGUACUUGUUGGAUAUGUGGUUGCAUGUACUUUCUCCUACUCCAUAGCUGGUCUUUUCAUCCUCUUAACAGGAUCUUUUGUAGAGAACAUUUUUUAAUUUUGAUGAAGUCUAAUGUAUCCAUUUUUCCUCUAUGACUAAUGCAUUUUGUGUUAGGUCUAAGAACGGUUUGCCUAGCCCUAAGUCCUAAGGAUUUUCUCUUUCAUUUGUUUCUAAACAUUUUACAUUUACAGUUUUACAUUUUGCAUAAUUUCAUUUUACAUCUAUGUCUGUAAUCAAUUUUGGGUUUAUAGGUUGUGAUACCUAGAUUGAGAUUCAUUUUUUUCCCUGUGGAUGUCCAGUUGCUCCACCACCGUCUUUUGAAAAACCCGUCUUAACUUUGUUGAAUUGCUUGUGUACUUUUGUAAAAGAGAUAAGUUGAGCAUAUUUGUAUGGGUCUAUUUCUGGGUUCUUCAUUCUGUUCCAUUGAUCUGUGUAUAUUCCUCUGCGAAUAAUACACAGUCUUGAUUGUUGUAACUACAUGAGAAGACUUGAAAUUGGGUAGACCUAUUCCUUUCAUGUUAUUCUCCUUUUCCAAGCUGGUUUACUUUUUCUAGAUCCUUUGCCUUCUCGUAUAAAUUUUAAAAUAAUCUUGUCUAUAUCUUCUGCUGCAAUUUUAGUAUGAAUUACAUUAAACCUGUAUAUCAAUUUGGGAAGACCUGACAUCUUUCUUACGCUGAAUCUUCCUUUUUUUUUUUUUUAAGAUUUUAUUUAUUUAUUUAUCAGAGAGAGACAGCCAGCGAGAGAGGGAACACAAGCAGGGGGAGU
This is a messenger RNA of Ailuropoda melanoleuca (giant panda), 10640 nucleotides long. It is a transcript of the gene ZNF19, whose product is annotated as zinc finger protein 19. The record is from RefSeq and is a predicted model, not a curated record. The transcript is spliced from 6 exons. Gene Ontology annotation, molecular function: RNA polymerase II cis-regulatory region sequence-specific DNA binding; DNA-binding transcription factor activity, RNA polymerase II-specific. Lineage: Eukaryota; Metazoa; Chordata; Mammalia; Carnivora; Ursidae. Gene Ontology annotation, biological process: regulation of transcription by RNA polymerase II. The coding region runs from base 3744 to 5123 and encodes 459 amino acids.